Molecule: messenger RNA, 1198 nt
Organism: Linum trigynum
Lineage: Eukaryota; Viridiplantae; Streptophyta; Magnoliopsida; Malpighiales; Linaceae
Source: the annotation of a GenBank genome assembly
CGUCAGAUUUUUUAUGACGUGGCAAACGGAAGUGCUGACUGUACUGUUAAGUCAAUUAAAAAAAUUAAAAAAUUAAAAGAAAACAAAUAAACAAAAAUAGGCAGAGGAGUAGUGGCCCAAUCCCCUCCAUCGUAUUCUUCGCCUUCCCCAUAUUUACACAAGAGUUGGGUUCCGGAGAUCUAUUCCAUCCAACUCCAUCUCCACCACCGCUCCGCCUGGGCGAAAUGGCACCGGAGGCUCCUUUGCAUGGUGGCGGCACUCCGCUGCUAUACAAUUUCUCUGUCGCCCCUGAUUCCCUCCUCGUCCGCAACCGUGAAGAGAAGAAAAUCCACGACGCCUUCGAUACCGUCGGAGCUCCUCUCUCCAAAUCCGACAUCGGCGGGUUCUGCUCCCAGACUAGCGUUUACUGGCCAAGGAUGGACGUGACCAACCCAGAAAAAUAAGAACUCCAAAUUGACCUCUCCUCCUACCCUCAAUCUCAAUAUGCCACUGCUAUGCUCUCGUCGCCGGCGAGAGAACGAAGACGGGGUGGUUAUGUUUGGAAGAUUUCCCUAGAUCUGGAAGAAGAAACUGGGGAAGACGACAACAGCGGAUUGAUGCUGACACGUGCAGCGGCCGAUGAAGAUGGCGUGGAUUCCGGGUUGAGGUUGUUGCGAUGGUCUAGAGAGGAGGCUGUAUCAAGUAGUCUUGGCGAGACGGUGGCGGCUUCGACUGCGACUGGAAAGUCUGGUGGUGUGUCGGACUAGGUUGUUGAAGGCGGCGGAGUUUAUGACAACGAGCAACACCAGGAUGAGGAAAAAGCAACGAGCGGCUGCAGGAGAAGAUGAUUGUGGUGCUGCUGAAAUUUGAUUCGACGGUGGUGGUAACAGGGACCCCGCCGACGGGACGGGGAGAUCUACGGCGUCGAUGGCGAAAACGACCUCGGAGGCUGAUCGAUGACAAAGGCGAUGCACUGGAUUCAUUCUAUCGGGUUCGACUCCCGACAGGGGUAUCAGAGAGUCUCAUCUUGUUUUGGCUGCUGCUCGUGCGAAGAGGAAGGAGAAGAGAAAGGUUGUUGUGGGGAGAGACCCUGUUUUGGCUGCUUCUCGUGCAAAGAGGAAGGAGAAGAGAAGGGUUGCUGUGGGGAGAGAAUGAGGAAAAAAUCCCAAAAUACUCUAAUUAUUAAAAAAAUUUCCCAAAAUACAGUAAUUAUAAACUU